Messenger RNA from Exophiala aquamarina CBS 119918, 1122 nucleotides. RefSeq lists its product as uncharacterized. Lineage: Eukaryota; Fungi; Ascomycota; Eurotiomycetes; Chaetothyriales; Herpotrichiellaceae. Bases 1 to 1122 code for a protein of 373 amino acids. The transcript has a single exon. The record is from RefSeq and is a predicted model, not a curated record.
AUGACAGAUAUCAGCACAGGCAGUGAAUUAAAACUAGGGGAUGUCUUCUACGUUGGAGGAGAAUACGUUCAGGAUUCGAGGGGAACGCACAUGAGGGGACAAAUAUGCGUUCGCCGGUAUGGGAAGAAAGUGCCCAACCAGCCAGCCAUAAUUUAUAUCCACGGGGCAGCGCAGACUGGAACGCACUUUGAAUCCACACCCGACGGUCGGGCAGGGCUGGCUGUGCUUCAGGCUCAGAGCGGGUGGGAGUGCUUUGUGCUGGACCAACCGGGCAUUGGGCGCUCUCGUUACCAUGCGGCUGAUGUGGGAGAGUUGACCCAAUUCACGGUCGAGGAGGUACAGGGCUGCUAUACGGCUCCAUCUCCUGAUGCAUGGCCUCAGGCGAAAUUGCACACUCAGUGGCCAGGGUCAGGUAAGAGGGGAGACUCCAUAUUCGAUGCCUUCUAUGCAAGCCAAGUUGGCCACAUCGGAGACUAUCGAAAGGUUGAGCAAUUAUUUCGGGCCAAUGUGAAUGCAUUACUUGCACUAACAGGACCUGCCUUCGUGGUUACACACUCCCAGGGAGGGUUGUUAGGAUGGCACACUGCCGAUGAGUGCCCGGGAUUAGUGAGAGGGAUCAUCGCUUUGGAGCCAAAUGGCCCUCCGUACAUCUUCCCUGGGUACCCUCCGUACUAUUCCAGCGUACACUCUGUCGGUAAAGUCGUCCGUCCAUUCGGCAUCACAUAUUCUCCUUUGCAUUACGAGCCGCCUCUCGCGCCAGAUGCGAAAUCUUUACCUUUUAGGAAAGAAACUUCGGUGAAACAUGUUCAGGGACUGGUGGACAGGGAGCAUAGAAUAUCGCCAUCGCGCAAACUGCCGAACCUGGCCUCGACACCUGUCCUCGUGAUAACAGGAGAAGCCUCGUACCAUGCGCCUUAUGACCAUCUGACGGUUGAGUUCCUUCGCGAGGCAGGUGUACGGACAGAGCAUAUUCGCCUCGAAGAUUGUGGCAUCAACGGCAAUGGGCAUCUUCUGGGGAUCGAAAAGAACAAUAAGGAGAUACAGGAGCUCAUCGAACGCUGGCUGGUGAAGCAUGCAAGUGAUUCUUCUGGACAAGCGGAACUGCCAGAUUCAGGCGAGUAA